Alternaria postmessia is the source of this 747-nucleotide messenger RNA. RefSeq lists its product as uncharacterized. NCBI's taxonomy places the organism in Eukaryota, Fungi, Ascomycota, Dothideomycetes, Pleosporales, Pleosporaceae. Gene Ontology annotation, molecular function: hydrolase activity. The transcript has 2 exons. The record is from RefSeq and is a predicted model, not a curated record. The coding region runs from base 1 to 747 and encodes 248 amino acids.
AUGGGCAAGGCGAAGUACAUCAUGCUCGACUGCGACAACACGCUCGUCCAGUCUGAGCGUUUUGCGUUCGAGGCCUGCGCCGACCUCACCAACCAGGUCAUGGAGAGGCACAACAUCGAUGCCCGCUACACAGCCGAGUCAUUGCUCGAGGACUUCGUCGGCCACAACUUCCGUGGCAUGCUCAAGGGCCUGCAGGAGAAGCACAAGUUCAAGAUGCCCGACGACGAGAUGGAGGACUUUGUCGCACAAGAACUCGGCGCCGUCACUCUCAAGCUCAGCCAGAAGGCUGUCGAGUGCCCUGGCGUGACCGAGCAGCUCACCAAGCUCAAGGAGGAGGGCUACCCUAUGUCUGUUGUCUCUACUUCCGCCAAGAGCCGCGUCGUCGCUUCCAUCGAGAAGGCCGGCAUCGCCCACUUCUUCCCUCCUGAGCACGUCUACUCUGCUGCCACCUCACUCAACCCUCCCUCUUCCAAGCCCGACCCCAAGAUCUACCUAUACGCUGCCGAGCAGCUAGGCGUCAAGCCUUCCGAGGCCAUCACCGUCGAGGACAGCAAGAGCGGUGCCACUGCUGCCAUGCGCGCCGGUAUCCCCUGCAUCGGCUACGUUGGCAUCUACGGCAUUGAGGAGGGCAAGGACAAGAUGGACCAGAUGGCUAAGCUUCUCACCGAGGAAACCAAGUGCGCUGCCAUCAUGUACGAUUGGAAGGACUUCCCAGAGUGCUUGAAGAAGGUCGAGGCCAAGUUGUAA